This is a messenger RNA of Monoraphidium neglectum, 186 nucleotides long. RefSeq lists its product as hypothetical. NCBI's taxonomy places the organism in Eukaryota, Viridiplantae, Chlorophyta, Chlorophyceae, Sphaeropleales, Selenastraceae. The record is from RefSeq and is a predicted model, not a curated record. The transcript has a single exon. The annotation marks the transcript as partial.
CUGAUGGCAGCGCCUCGGAUCGCCCAAGACCGCGGCGCCGGCUGCAGCUACGCGUUCGCCCUGGGCGCAUGCACCACCGGGCGGCUCGGGGAGCAGAUGGCUGCGCGGCUCGCGGCGGCCGCGGGCGCGCUUGAGCGGGCGCAAGAGGAGGAGUGUCGGCGCGUCGGCGGCGCAUGCCCUGAGUGA